Molecule: messenger RNA, 1938 nt
Organism: Cotesia congregata
Lineage: Eukaryota; Metazoa; Arthropoda; Insecta; Hymenoptera; Braconidae
Source: the annotation of a GenBank genome assembly
AUGAAUCUUCCGGACGGAGUGCUUGGAGGAGAGGCUGUUGUUAAGGUAGAAGAUGGCGCAACCGUCACCGAACGACAAGCUAAAUGGCGCUCUAAAUUAAGUAGAUACAAAUUUAAUGUCGUAGUCCGCCACAAAAUUACUGAACAAUACGCAGAAGGACUCUCGUAUAACCCAGAAGGUCGUCCCGAACCUUCAGAAAAUGAGAUAAAUAAUAAAACCGUAAAUAAUCCUUUAGCAUUACCAAUCUCUGCUAAACCAAGACCAAAAGGGUCACAUAGAAAACUCUCUGACUCGGAGGCGAUUGAAGCGGUCAAGCGCCCCGGUCACCCCCUAGGAUCUAAAAACAAACCAAGAGUCAGCAGUGCUCCUGAAGCGAGAGAUACAAUAGCCUCUCGUCUUAGGAAAAGGGAGAUGGGAAAAACGCGAGUCCCACCGAAAAUAAAUUAUCACGAAACUAGCAACUUCGAUAUAACUUCAGAAGACCCGGAGAAGACACAGGAAACCGGAAAUGAAAAACAGGGGGACGACGAAGUCUUCCUACCAGUUUCCACACCAGGACCAUCCACGAGUAAUCCGACUCCAGACAUUAGCCAAGAGGGGGACGACGAAUCAGAGAAGGAAGAUGAAGCCGAAAAGGACAACGAAACGAUCGUUCCACAAAAACAACGGCGAAAAACUCGCGAACUAGUAAAAAUGUUCGAUGAGCUCCUCCAAAGGCGGCCUCCAGCAGAAAAUAUAUACACAGAGAGAGCACUAGAAAGAAUCCACAGAGAAGAAGCAAUAUCUAAUUAUACUCCCCAGGAGUAUGCCGAAAUAAAACGAACUAGUUCCGACACCGCGAAAAAUAUUCGCCAAUCAUUAAACAAACUUCCACCUCUCUGGCGAAGUGAAGAUGACUCGUUAAAUGAAGAUACAACACCUGAAAUUAAUGUCGACGAAUUUCUUAGAGAGAAUAGCGACAAGUCUGAAGAAGGAUCAAGCGAUAUCAGCCCAGAAGAAACCGGAGGAGUCGAAGAUCUCAGCGAAGUGGAGCAUCCCAUCAUCAUAGAGCCAAGGCCUCCGACCUCAGCAGACGACAUUAAUACAAGAAACGUCAUCUAUACAGAUGAUGAAGAAAAUGAAUCCAACAAAAAUACUCUAACUCCUCGAAACGUAAAUCGAUCUCAGUUUACAGGGUAUUUAGGAGACGGUCCAGAACCUCGAACUCCAAUAUUCGGAAGAGUUCUCAUACCUGAUGAGCUAGCGGCUAUGGGUAUCCGUUAUGACCACGCAAGCCGCCAAAUCGUAGACCAAAACGGUAAGGGAAUAAACGAAACGGCCGAAACCGAAUCGGCCGACCCCAACAAAACCCCUAUCGAAUCGGAACAGGGACAAUCAAAUGAAAAAUCGUCAAAUAUCACUAGAUUAACGAAUACACAAAAUAAUAACAAAAAUAAAUCGCGAAAUAGUUCAGAAAAAUCUAACGAUAGACCAACUAUAAGCGGUAAUAUUACAGUGGGGAACGAUAUAGGGAACCGCCGAUUCGGACCACCCUUUGUUGCCUACGACCCUCCAACCUUCGAAGAGGCCGAAGAUAUUUUUGCUGAAAGGCACCAUCGACCAAGAAUAUCUUCACCCUCGAGUUCAGACGAAAGUAUACCGCCAAAAGGGUCCAAAAUAAAAAUCAAAUUCUCAAUCAGCCGAGACGGGCUUACUUAUGCCCGAGAUCAUUUAGUACAUUUUUUAGCAGCCGAUUGCGAAAUAAUAAAACCCGUAGCUAAGCUGCUUCGCGACUUGAAAUUCAUAAAUGCCGAUGAUCUUCAUGCUUCAAAACCUACAAAAGGAGACGUAUUUGUCACCAAAUUAGGUCGUUGCAAAAUCUUCACGGUAUUUAUCAAAACAAAACAUUUUGAAAAAUUAGACCCAAUCGACUUGAUUGAAGGAUUGAGAAACCUUUGA